Molecule: messenger RNA, 1263 nt
Organism: Fusarium verticillioides 7600
Lineage: Eukaryota; Fungi; Ascomycota; Sordariomycetes; Hypocreales; Nectriaceae
Product: salicylate hydroxylase
Exons: 5
Coding region: 1-1263 (420 amino acids)
Biological process (GO): secondary metabolite biosynthetic process
Molecular function (GO): FAD binding
Source: RefSeq, a predicted model, not a curated record
AUGGCUCUGCACAAAAAGGGCAUCUCAUUCACGCUCUACGAAGAUGCAAAGGAAUAUUCGGCGGUGGGCGCUGGCAUCGGCUUCGCCCCUAAUGGCAUGCGCACGAUGGAUCUCAUCGAACCUGCUUUCCGGCCUCUUUACGAGGCCAUUUGUGUAGGAAACAAGGGCGAAGAUGCACAGGACAUCUUCUUCGAGGGUAUGCUAGUUGAAGAGGGUCUCGGUCGUGAUAAGCCUUGGUACGGCCAUUCUGGAUGGGGUCACCCAGAUUACGUCCGAAAAUCUGCGCAUAGAAAGACACUUCUCGACAUCAUGACUAGCUUCAUCCCGAUCGAGAAUGUCAAGUUCAACAAACGUCUUACGAAUAUCGAACAGCGGCCUGACGGCGUCACCCUGUCAUCUCAAGAUGGCACCACAGCCGAGUGCUCAGUUCUUGCUGGUGCCGAUGGCAUCAAGAGUACAGUUAGAGCCAACGUUCUUGAACACUACCCCAACCAGAUCGCGCCCGUGUACGCAGGCGCCUAUUGCUAUCGUGCUGUCAUUCCCAUGGCGGAAGCCUACGAAAUUCUUGGCGACCUCACCGACGUUGCAAAGAUCUAUUUCGGACACGGGCGCGGCGCUGUUACCUAUCGCAUCUCAGGAGGCGAUGAGUUCAACUACCUUCUUUGCGUUGACGAUUCCCUCGACGGUUGGAAGCUCGAGGGUGCUGUUACGGAGACCAUAUCGCACGAGGCUAUGAUGUCUGACUUUGAGGACCCGCGCAUUGACGAUCGCCUCAGACAGCUCCUUACCAAGGCCAAGCCUGUCAAAUGGGGCUUCUUCCACCAUAUUCGUACAGCUUCAUACUAUCGUGAUCGCGUAGCCCUAAUCGGCGACAGUGCUCAUGCCUCGCUACCUUUCCAAGCCGCGGGAGCAGCCCAGGGUCUAGAAGACGCUCUGGUCCUGUCCAGCAUCCUUUCAGAAGUCGCCAAGAUGCCCGAGCGCGGCGCAGAUCUCGCACCUUUUAUAAAAGCAGGCCUAUCUGCCUACGACUCCGUUCGACGUCCUCGUGCGCAGAAGCAGCUGGAGCAGGCUGCUGAAGUUGGGCGCAUGAUCUUCUUUCAGCAUGAGGAGGCUGGUGCGGACAUGGACAAGAUUCUGCCUAGAUUGCAGCAGGGAAGGUUCAACUGGCUGUGGUUUCACGAUACGAAUGAUGAUGUGAAGGAGGCUAUUAAGAGGAUGCAGAAGCAAAUCAGUGUAGGUGGGCCGUCUGUUGCUAGGAUAUGA